AACAAAACGCAAAAUCCAAAAUGAAAUCGAAGUGGUCUUUUGAAGUCCGCAAAUUGUCAGAUUUUCAAAAUAUGAAGUGAUUUAAUAAUGAUUUACAAGCUGAUUGUGUAGUAUUUACCAGAUGUAAUUGAAUAUAUAUACCGCUGAAGUGUUUUUGAUUGUUACGUGAUUAUUAUUUUUACAAGCACCGGAGUUGGAGGUUAUGAAAUAAGAAUCGCCCUUUAAAAACAUAUUUAUGUUUAAGCUAUACAACAGAAUUACGUAAACUAUGUCGAGAAUACUUCACAAUCGCAUAAGAUCAUCAUUUACGAAGUCGCCAGUAUGGUCUUGUGUGGACAAGCGUGCCGUCGCGUUCUCGGUAUGGACGGGGCGCAGCUUGCUUCUCCGGAAGCCUGUAGACACCAGCCAUGUUCAGAAGAGGAAGUAUGGCAUGCUGGUGGCCCGGGCGGUCAGGGGGCUCCUGAAGAUCAGAUAUCUGGUGCUCGGAGGCGCCGUGGGUGGAGGAAUGACGUUAAAUAAGAAAUACAUAGAAUGGAAGGAUGGCCUACCCGACAUGGGAUGGGUGAAUGAGCUGCUACCAGAUGAGAAGCAAUGGAACCAGUUCACCACAACCCUUCUCAAUGCUAAGGAGAAGAUCGGGGACAACCUCAAUAUUGGUGAGCCCCUGAUGCUUGUCGCAGAUCCGCGCCUGCGCGACGCCGGGAUGGCGCGGGCCGCUGAACUCAGGGAGUGGCUGGCGCAGAGGUAUGAGGAUGCUGUCGCUGCUGCCGCUGUCAACAACCAGAAUAAUAUCGAACCAGCCCCGAAGAUUGUCAACAAUUUGCAGAGCAAACCUGCUCCGGCGGCGACGGGUGGUGGCCGGGCCAGCGACGAUCGUACUUAUGAAAAACGCGUCCAUGCCCUUCAAGAGGAGGUCCUAGCGCUCCAAGCUCGCUACCAACGCGAGCUGCAGAGGCUCGAACAAGAAAACAGAGAAUUACGACAGCAGAAUAUGCUGCUCAGGCAGGGCAGGCAGCCUCCCGCGAGGAAGAUUAAGCGCUCCCUAAUCGACAUGUACUCUGCCGUCUUGGACGAGCUGUCAGGCUGGGACGCCGGUGAGACCGACCGCCUGCCGCGAGUGGUGGUGGUCGGAGACCAGUCUGCAGGGAAGACUUCGGUUCUGGAGAUGAUCGCUCAGGCGAGGAUAUUCCCGAGGGGAGCCGGAGAGAUGUGUACAAGAGCCCCAGUGAAGGUGACCCUAUCAGAAGGUCCAUAUCACGUAGCUCAGUUCCGAGACUCGGCGCGCGAAUUUGAUCUCAACAAGGAGUCAGACCUCGCAGAUCUCAGAAAAGAAGUGGAGCUGCGAAUGCGUAACAGCGUUCGCGGAGGCCGCACAGUUUCCACCGAAGUCAUAUCCAUGUCUGUAAAGGGGCCUGGCAUACAGCGGAUGGUUCUGGUCGAUCUGCCUGGCGUUAUUUCAACGCAGACAGUAGACAUGGCGUCUGACACACGGGACGCCAUUAAGCAAAUGAGCAAACAGUACAUGGAGAAUCCAAACGCAAUCAUAUUGUGUAUACAGGAUGGUUCAGUAGACGCCGAGCGAAGCAACGUUACUGAUCUAGUCUCAUCCUGCGACCCAUCAGGCAAAAGAACGAUCUUCGUUCUUACUAAAGUAGAUCUGGCUGAGGAAAACCUCGCUAAUCCGAACAGAAUUCGUCGUAUACUGGAAGGCAAACUGUUCCCAAUGAAGGCCCUGGGCUACUACGCCGUAGUAACAGGCCGCAGUAGAAAGGAUGACUCCAUUCAGAGCAUCAGAGAGUACGAGGAGAGGUUCUUCCGGUCUUCCAAGUUAUUCAAAGACGGUCUCGUCACCCCAUCCCAAGUGACGACCCGCAACCUGUCUCUAGCCGUAGCUGACUGUUUCUGGCGGAUGGUCCGCGCUUCUGUAGAACAGCAGGCUGACGCUUUCAAGGCCAUGAGGUUCAACCUUGAGACGGAGUGGAAGAAUACCUUCCCUAGACAGCGCGAGCUAGACCGCGACGAGCUCUUCGAGCGCGCUCGCGCCGAGCUGCUCGACCAGUCGGCCGAGCUGUCCGCCAUCCCGGCCGCCGCCUGGGAGAAACGGCUGAAUAGCGCCCUCUGGGCCACCGCCGCUGGCAAGGUGUUCAAUGGGAUAUACCUGCCCAGCGCUGCGGCAGCUCAGGAGGACGUUGACAAAUUCAACACGUCAGUAGACAUUAAGCUUCGAGAAUGGGCCGAGACGGAGCUGCCCAUACAAUCCAUCCAAGCCGGGUUGGACGCGCUCAAGGAGGAGUUCGAGGAAGUCAUGUCCAAGGGGGGCGAGGGGGACCCCGUGUUCGAUGCGCUAAGAAAGGAAGCCGUGGAGCAAGCACUAAUGAGACAUCGGUGGGAGGACCGGGCGCAAGAUGUGCUUCGAGUCCUCCAACUGAACGCCCUUCAGGAUCGCUGUGUGGGGUCUAGGAGCGACUGGGACAACGCCGUAGCGCUCAUGGAACAGGCCCUGAGGGAUCAGCUUCAUGCUACAGAAAAAGAACUUACGGCACUCACAGGUCCCGGUUUUAAAGACCGCUGGUUGUACUGGCAGACAAGCAGCGACGAGCAGAACCGUCGGGCAGAGGUCCGAGCGGAGUUAGACCGGCUCGGCACGGCGCGACCUACUUUAGCGUACGACGAGCUGGUUGCCGUGAGGGAUAACCUGAGGAGGCGGGGGGUUGAAGUCGAUAAUGAUUAUAUUAGAGAAACUUGGAAGCCUGUGUAUCUCAAAAACUUCCUGCAACGCGCGCAGACGAGAGCGAGAGAUUGCAAGAAGAGCUUCUACUUGUACAGUCAACAGAACGGCAAUGGCAAGGAAUGCUGUGAAGUGGUGAUGUUCUGGCGCGUGCAACAAACUCUCCGCACCACCGCCAACGCGCUGCGACAGCAGCUCGGCAACAGAGAGGCGGCGCGGCUCGACAGAGAGCUAAGAGAAGUACUCGACGAGAUGGCAGCAGAUCCUGAACUCAAGAAGAAACUACUCUCCGGCAGAAGAGUAGAGUUAGCAGAAGAAUUGAAACGAGUCCGACAAGUCCAAGAGCGAUUAGAAGAGUUCAUAGAGGCUUUGAACAAGGAGAAAUAGAUGUAAUAUAUAAUGUAUAUUGUAGUUGCACCAGGGCUGCGUUUAGUAGGCAGACUAAUGUUAUAAU
This is a messenger RNA of Cydia fagiglandana, 3182 nucleotides long. RefSeq names its product dynamin-like 120 kDa protein, mitochondrial (gene Opa1). The coding region runs from base 269 to 3115 and encodes 948 amino acids. Lineage: Eukaryota; Metazoa; Arthropoda; Insecta; Lepidoptera; Tortricidae. The transcript has 22 exons. Gene Ontology annotation, molecular function: GTP binding; microtubule binding; GTPase activity. The record is from RefSeq and is a predicted model, not a curated record. Gene Ontology annotation, biological process: mitochondrial fusion. Gene Ontology annotation, cellular component: cytoplasm; microtubule; mitochondrial membrane.